Messenger RNA from Aureobasidium namibiae CBS 147.97, 789 nucleotides. RefSeq lists its product as uncharacterized. Bases 1 to 789 code for a protein of 262 amino acids. Gene Ontology annotation, biological process: regulation of transcription by RNA polymerase II. Gene Ontology annotation, molecular function: RNA polymerase II transcription regulatory region sequence-specific DNA binding; DNA-binding transcription activator activity, RNA polymerase II-specific. The record is from RefSeq and is a predicted model, not a curated record. NCBI's taxonomy places the organism in Eukaryota, Fungi, Ascomycota, Dothideomycetes, Dothideales, Saccotheciaceae. Gene Ontology annotation, cellular component: nucleus. The transcript is spliced from 2 exons.
AUGAAUCACGACCUUAGCGCGUUACUUUAUCCUGAGGAAGAUCUAGCUAUGGCUUGCAUCUCGUACUGUAACGACCCCUUGCCAUUGUGGAACCUUUCGACCGCGGAUGACUGUCUCCGCGAUGAGGCUCUUCCAACAUUGCUUCCCCUCACGGGUAUGAUCGAAGCGUUCCCGGCAACCCUUGAGCCAACUCUCAGCUCAGUAUCAUCGCUAUCGUCGGUUUCCACGCUCCCUGCAUCGUCAGCCUCCACGAACCUAUCAAAGGUGAACGAAUCGACAGAAGCAUCGACACUACACAACAAGUCAAAGUACAGCUUGAAUUCUACAACCCUGGGGUCAGAACAGACCAUCAAAACUCGACCCCGAGGCCGACCAAGAAAAGAUUGGAGUAAAAAACAAGCAACACCACCUCCAACCGACCGUCUUACGAAGUAUCGGGCAAAGAAUCGGCGGGCAUCAGCUCGGUGUCGGGAAAAGGAGAGAGCUCAAGCAGAUGAACUGGAGAGGGCCUUCCAGGAGCAGCUGCAGCGCAAUGCAGCAUUAAAGCAAAGGGCUGCGGAUCUGCGCGAAGAGUUGUUUGAUUUGCAAUUGCAAGCACUGCACCAUACAGACUGCAAGUGUAGCGAUGUGCAGAGUUACAACGAACGGCGCGCGCAGGACGUUGCAAAUGCUUGGAAUCUGGACUUCCGUCUGCCUACACCGCCACGAGUUACGAAACAAACCCUCCUGACUUCUGCUACUCAAUACUCCGCAAUGCGCUUUAGUAACAGGCCACUUUUCAGUAGUUAA